Molecule: messenger RNA, 3927 nt
Organism: Rubroshorea leprosula
Lineage: Eukaryota; Viridiplantae; Streptophyta; Magnoliopsida; Malvales; Dipterocarpaceae
Source: the annotation of a GenBank genome assembly
AAGUCUCUCUCCCUCUCUCUCUUCUUUAUCUUCUCUUUCGCAGUCUUCGAAUUCAAACCCUAGAAAUCCUCGGAUUUGGAGCUGAUAUAAACCCUAGAGCCCUAGAAUUCGUCGGUUCUCUUUGUGUAGGUGUUUCUGAGCUGUUUAAGCUCAGAUUUGAACUUCAACUUUCUUAAUUUGGGCUGUUUCUGGUUCUGAUUUGGCUGGAAUUCGGUUUUGUUAUACUUCUGGUUCUUGGGGGUCCAGGCUCCAGAGAUCGGUUUUCUGGCUGCGGAUUUGAGGUCGGCAGAGAUGUCGUCUUUGAGUAGAGAAUUGGUUUUUCUUAUACUCCAGUUCCUGGAGGAAGAAAAGUUUAAAGAAUCUGUUCACAGGCUUGAAAAAGAAUCAGGGUUUUUCUUCAACAUGAAGUUCUUUGAGGAGAAAGUUCAGGCUGGAGAAUGGGAAGAAGUUGAGAAGUAUUUAUCUGGUUUUACCAAAGUUGAUGAUAACAGAUAUUCCAUGAAGAUAUUCUUUGAGAUAAGGAAGCAGAAGUAUCUUGAAGCACUUGAUCGGCAAGACAAGGCAAAGGCUGUUGAAAUACUGGUGAAUGAUUUGAAGGUGUUCUCAACAUUUAAUGAGGAAUUGUACAAAGAAAUCACUCAACUUUUAACUCUAAACAAUUUCAGGGAAAAUGAGCAGCUAUCCAAAUAUGGUGAUACUAAAACAGCUCGCAGUAUAAUGUUGAUAGAGCUGAAAAAACUCAUUGAAGCAAAUCCACUUUUCCGUGAUAAGCUUGUUUUCCCUACCUUGAAGUCUUCUAGAUUGCGGACUCUUAUCAAUCAAAGCUUGAACUGGCAGCACCAGCUAUGUAAGAACCCCAGGCCAAAUCCAGACAUCAAGACUUUAUUUACAGAUCACUCAUGCACACCUCCAAAUGGUCCACUUGCACCAACACCUGUCAACCUUCCAGUUGCUGCAGUUGCAAAGCCUGCUGCUUAUACAUCUCUUGGAGCUCAUGGUCCCUUUCCACCAACGGCUGCAGCAGCAGUAGCAGGUAAUGCUGGUGCUUUAGCAGGUUGGAUGGCCAAUGCUUCUGCGUCUUCAUCUGUUCAAGCUGCUGUUGUUACUGCAUCAUCCAUUCCUGUCCCACAAAAUCAAGUGCCAGUAUUGAAACGACCAAGAACUCCCCCAGGAGCACCUGGCAUGGUUGAUUAUCAGAGCCCAGAUCAUGAACUAAUGAAACGCUUGCGGCCUGCUCCAUCGAUAGAGGAGGUUACAUAUCCAACAGCAAGACAGCAAGCUUGGUCACCUGAUGACCUGCCACGAACUGUAGCUUUUCCCAUACAUCAAGGAUCCACUGUGACAAGCAUGGAUUUCCAUCCUUUUCACCAUACACUGCUUCUUGUCGGUUCUAAUAAUGGUGAAAUUACCCUCUGGGAAUUGGGGCUGCGGGAGAGGUUGGUUCCAAAGCCAUUCAAGGUUUGGGAUAUGGCAACCGGUACACUGCCAUUUCAGGCUCCACCAAUAUCCGUCAGCCGUGUCACAUGGAGUCCGGAUGGGAAUUUUGUUGGGGUUGCAUUUACUAAACAGUUAGUUCAUUUGUAUGCUUAUCAUCAUGGAUCAAAUGAUCUACGUCAGCAACUAGAGAUUGAUGCCCAUGUUGGAGGUGUAAAUGACUUGGCUUUUGCUCAUCCAAACAAACAACUUUGUGUGGUUACUUGUGGGGAUGACAAGCUAAUAAAGGUGUGGGACUUAAAUGGACGGAGGCUGUUCAAUUUUGAAGGCCAUGAUGCAGCAGUAUAUUCUAUCUGUCCACAUCAUAAAGAGAGUAUUCAGUUCAUAUUCUCUACUGCUGUUGAUGGGAAAAUCAAGGCUUGGUUGUAUGACAAUAUGGGUUCCAGAGUUGACUAUGAUGCUCCUGGUCAUUGUUGUACGACAAUGCUUUACAGUGCUGAUGGAAAUAGAUUGUUCUCUUGUGGAACAAGUAAAGAAGGAGAGUCAUAUCUAGUUGAGUGGAAUGAAAGUGAAGGAACAAUUAAGAGGAGUUACAAUGGGUUUAGAAAGAAAUCAAAUGGUGUGGUUUCAUUCGACACAACACAAAAUCACUUUUUAGCUGCAGCUGAAGAUAGCCAGAUAAAAUUUUGGGAUAUGGACAGUGUCAAUCUUCUUGCCGCUACAGAUGCUGACGGUGGACUUCCGAGUCUUCCCCGCUUGAGAUUCAAUAAGGAAGGAAAUCUACUAGCUGUUACUACAGCUGACAAUGGAUUCAAAAUACUUGCAAAUGCUGUUGGUCUCAGAUCUUUAAGAGUAAUCGAGACACCACCUUUUGAAGCAUUGAGAACACCCAUUGAUUCUGCUGUAAUUAAGGUUUCUGGUACUUCUGCAGUUCCUAGUGUAGGUCCUGUCAGUUGUAAAGUGGAAAGGAGCUCUCCUGUUAGGCCUUCUGCAGUACUGAAUGGAGUGGAUCCCAUGGGAAGAAGUGUUGAAAAGCCAAGAAUUUUGGAUGAUGCAAUGGACAAGGCAAAACCCUGGCAGUUGGCUGAAAUUGUAGACCCUCUUCAGUGUCGUUUAGUUACUUUGCCUGAAAGCACAGAUGCUUCUAGUAAGGUUGUUCGGCUUCUAUAUACGAAUUCUGGUGUUGGCAUUUUGGCACUUGGGUCAAAUGGUGUUCAGAAGCUGUGGAAGUGGCCUCGAAAUGAACAGAAUCCAAAUGGAAAGGCCACUGCCAGUGUUGUGCCACAACAUUGGCAACCGAACAGUGGUCUUCUUAUGAAUAAUGAUGUCACAGGUGUCAAUCUUGAAGAAGCAGUCCCAUGCAUUGCACUCUCAAAGAAUGACUCAUAUGUAAUGUCAGCUACAGGUGGAAAAGUUUCAUUGUUCAACAUGAUGACUUUCAAGGUGAUGACAACAUUCAUGGCUCCUCCUCCAGCUUCAACCUUCCUAGCAUUCCAUCCCCAGGAUAAUAAUAUCAUAGCUAUUGGAAUGGAGGAUUCGACCAUACACAUUUACAAUGUUAGGGUGGAUGAGGUGAAAUCAAAAUUGAAGGGUCAUCAAAAGAGAAUUACUGGUUUGGCCUUUUCAACCAGUCUUAAUAUUUUGGUUUCUUCUGGUGCUGAUGCUCAACUGUGUGUGUGGAACAUUGAUACCUGGGAGAAGAGAAAGUCGGUUAUGAUACAAAUUCCAGCAGGAAAGGCACCUACUGGCGAUACACGAGUACAAUUUCACAUGGAUCAAAUCCGUAUGCUGGUAGUUCAUGAGACUCAGCUAGCUAUAUAUGAUGCAUCCAAAAUGGAGCGUAUUAGACAGUGGAUCCCACAAGAUGGUCUGUCAGCACCAAUUUCAUAUGCAGCAUACUCUUGCAAUAGCCAAUUGAUUUAUGCUACAUUCUGUGAUGGUAGCAUUGGUGUGUUUGAUGCUGAUACCUUGAGACUUAGAUGCCGUGUUGCUCCAACAGCAUACUUAUCCCAGGCCAUCUUAAGCGGAAGCCAAGCUGUAUACCCUCUUGUUGUUGCCGCACAUCCACAGGAUCCAAACCAAUUUGCCAUUGGAUUGACUGAUGGAUCUGUCAAGGUGAUGGAGCCAACAGAGUCUGAGGGGAAGUGGGGGGUGAGUCCACCUAUUGAUAAUGGAAUUCUGAGCGGCAGAACAACUUCAUCAUCAACCACAAGCAACCACACACCAGAACAAUUACAAAGAUGAGAUAUUUUUAAAUCUCAUGCCUAAAUUAUGUAGAUUUAUUUAGGUUUUCAAUCUUCAUAUGUAUGUCUGUGUCAAAGCUAAGCUUGGAAAGAUCAGUGUAUUUACUUACAUUUCUAGUUAACCAUAUUUAAUUAUUCUUCAGUUCUCUUACCUUCUUCUCUGUGAGACUGGCUUGUGCCUGGAAAAGUGGAAAUGCUUACUGUAUUUGAUGUUUCUUAUUAUUUUAUUUAAUAAACUCAAUUAUGAUUU